AUGGCCGGCUUUGGCCAGGCGCGGCGCGACGCAUACGACCGCAGCGCGCGGUCGGAGCACUGGCGCUCCACGUUCGCGGGCCUCACCGCGUUUGAGCGUCACCAGCGUCUGCUGCGUCAGCUGGGCGCGUAUGACGGCGCGGGCGGCCAGGAGCAGGGCGGGGCCGACGACCCCGCGGCAGCACUUGCCGGCAUCCGCACAGACGCAGACGUGCUGCGGCAGUCAUACCGCUUCAUCCGGCGCCCCGAGGACGACGCGCGGGACAGCUGGGAGGUGCGGCUGGCGCGGCGCUACUACGGCCGCCUGUUCCGGGAGUACGCCAUCAUAGACCUCUCCAGGUACCGAGAGCAGAAGGUCGGCCUGCGGUGGCGCACCGAGGCCGAGGUCGCGUCGGGCAAGGGCCAGUUCGUCUGCGGCGCGCGCGGCUGCGGCGCCCGAGAGGGCCUCGCCAGCUUCGAGCUGCUGUUCCGCUACCAGGAGGCGGGGGAGGCCAAGGCGGCGCUGGUGAAGGGUCUCAUACUCGCGUCUCAAAUGGGCGUGGCCGAGGUGUAUGGGCUCUCACAGUGCGCUUGA
Monoraphidium neglectum is the source of this 573-nucleotide messenger RNA. RefSeq names its product putative Protein FRA10AC1 like protein. The transcript is spliced from 4 exons. NCBI's taxonomy places the organism in Eukaryota, Viridiplantae, Chlorophyta, Chlorophyceae, Sphaeropleales, Selenastraceae. The record is from RefSeq and is a predicted model, not a curated record. The coding region runs from base 1 to 573 and encodes 190 amino acids.